AGGUGCGUUAGUGUUAAGAAUUUAAAUUGAAUGAGAUAUUAUGUUCAACCGGCCAAAUUUUAAUUAUGAAUGAAAUGAUUGCCCAUUAUGACUGACCAUAAAAUGAUAAGAUGUAGACUACCAUAUUCAUUUGACCAAUAGGGAUAUGUGCCAUGUGGCAACACAUGCACCAUUCCUUUAUCUUUCAGUGCGGCAUGGUUUCAUUCAAUUCCAGCAUCUUCCUUUUCCAACCUUGAAGCCUCAACUCAACUUCAUCACCAACAGUUUACAUAGCAAACAAAUCCAAACUAUGCUUGAAAACUUCAAAUUUUGCUCUUCUUAUCCAAAAGAACCGUGCAAAUUUCAUCCUUCAAACUUAUAAGAAAUUGAACAAUUAAAAAGUGGAAGGACAAAAUUUUCCACCUUGCAACCAACAAUGAAAGACAUUAUAAGAUGAAUAAGAAUUCAAAAGAAGCUGAAUUUCCAUUGAAACAAGAAGUUCCUCAUAAUUCAAAUGAUCAACAUGAAAAAGAAAAAGCUUCACCAUCAUCAAGUUCCUUAGCUUCAUCUUCAUCACAAUGGCCAAGAUUGAAAGAUCCAAGAAUUGUUAGAGUAUCAAGAGCCUUUGGUGGAAAAGAUAGACAUAGCAAAGUUUGCACAAUAAGAGGAUUAAGAGAUAGAAGAGUAAGGCUUUCAGUUCCAACAGCUAUUCAACUUUAUGAUCUACAAGAUAGAUUAGGGCUUAAUCAACCUAGCAAAGUUGUUGAUUGGUUACUUAAUGCAGCUAAACAAGAAAUUGAUCAACUUCCACCACUUCCUAAUUUUCCACCUAUUGGAACAAAUUUCAAUUUUGGUUUUCCAUCUUCUAAUGAAACCAGCACCAACACUUCUCAUCUUCAUCAACAAUUGUUGAAUUUCAAUAGGAACAACAAUAUUCAUUGGGAAGGUUCAACUUCAAGUCAAAAUUCUAGUUGGAAAUUAAACCCUAAAGAAGUUUCAAGAGAAAUGGUUAGUGAAAAACCAAAUUAUUGGAUGAAUAGAAGUACUCAAGAAGAGGAAAAUAACAAGCAAGGAAGCAAUAUUGAAGGUACUAGUCCUAGUGCAAUUGUUUUGCAAAAUAAUAAUAAUUUGUUACAAAGACCAAAUCACCCUUCAUUUCUUGGUUUGUUAAAUACUAUGCCACUUGGUACUAAUUACAAUUGGGGAGGAGCUUCUUCUAAUGAUGUUGUUAAUUCUUCUCAAUUGGGAGGUAAUAUUGGUUUAAUUACAAACCAACAUGAUGGUAAUGCAAUUACAUCUUUGCCACCAAUGUUAUCUUUAUCAACUGGAAAUUCUUCUCAAAUGUUGUUAGGAACAUCUCAAUCAUAUUUUUCUUCAAAUGUUAAUGCAAUGGAGAUGGAUCAUCAUCAUCAACAUCAAAGAGAAAUCAACAGUCUUCAUUAUCAUCAGAUGUUGAGUUCAUCAAAUUCUCAAAAUCCAUUGAAUAAUUCUCUUAAUAAUCCUUCCUUUAGUUUGGCUAUGAUGAGUACUCCCAAGUUUCUACCAAGCAGCAGAGAAAAUACAUCCAAUAAAGAACAAGAUUUCAAUCCAAAGUGAUGUGAUACAAAAAGACACAAAUUACAAAAGGUUUAUCUGAAUUCUCCUCUUCUCAAAUUUGCAUGGUAAAAUGAAGGUUGUUGUUACAAAGCUAGGUUCUUUAGUUUACAAGAUAUAUUUGGAUUUGAAUAAUCAUUACAUUAUUUGUUUUGAGAGUGCAUGUUUGGAUUUUCUAUAUAGUUUCUUGCAAUUUUAGGUAAACACUUUAGUUUGAAUCUAUGGCCUUUUAAGGGUGAUUUAGGAGCUCUUUUUGAUUUGAUAAAUAAUUGUUUGAUUUAGAUAAUACAUGUGCAUGUAAUUUACUCUCUAAUCUACAAUGAGAAUUGAUCAAUUUAGGUGAAA
This is a messenger RNA of Trifolium pratense (red clover), 1917 nucleotides long. Its product is annotated as transcription factor TCP17-like. Gene Ontology annotation, cellular component: nucleus. The record is from RefSeq and is a predicted model, not a curated record. Lineage: Eukaryota; Viridiplantae; Streptophyta; Magnoliopsida; Fabales; Fabaceae. Gene Ontology annotation, molecular function: sequence-specific DNA binding; DNA-binding transcription factor activity. The transcript is spliced from 2 exons. The coding region runs from base 433 to 1575 and encodes 380 amino acids.